Sphaeroforma arctica JP610 is the source of this 1280-nucleotide messenger RNA. RefSeq lists its product as hypothetical. NCBI's taxonomy places the organism in Eukaryota, Ichthyosporea, Ichthyophonida. The record is from RefSeq and is a predicted model, not a curated record. The transcript has 2 exons. Bases 66 to 1025 code for a protein of 319 amino acids. Gene Ontology annotation, molecular function: RNA binding.
GUUACACACACGCAAGUGAUUGUGUGGAUUUUGUAGUAUACCCAGUCCUACAUACACGUUACACUAUGUACAACCAAUAUGCACAGCAGGGCCAGCAGCCGUACGGCGGUCAAUCAGACUCUCAGCAGCAGCAGCAGUAUGGUAUGAACCAACAGCCUCAACAGCCCCAACCGCCACAGCAACAGCAGCAGUCUGGGCAGUACGGCAUGCCCGCACAGGGUAACCCACAACAACAGGGAUAUCCUCAACAGGGCGGUGCACAACAGGGUUAUUCUCAGCAGGCAUAUGGUCAACAGGGAUAUAGUCAGCAGGGUAUGGCACCUCAGGGUAUGCCUGUCCAAGGCACCGCACCGCAGGGUAUGGCACCUUCCCCAGGUAUGCCUCAGCAGCAACAGGGUAUGUACGCACAGCCUCAGGCGGGCAUGGGUAUGGGUAUGUCGCCACAGGCAGCACCACAGAACACGGAUAGCACUUACAGGAAGGUGUUCGUGGGGGGAUUGCCGUACCACACAAGCAAGGAGACCCUCAAGGAGUUCUUCACCAAGCACGGGGAAAUUGAGGAGGCGGUGGUCAUCCACGACCGCGCCACCGGAAAGUCCAAGGGCUUUGGAUUCGUGACCUUCGUUACCACCGAUGGUGCCCAGUCAGCCUGUGACGAGUCGAAUCCCAUCAUUGACGGUCGCAAAGCCAACUGCAACCUUGCCUUCCAGGGUGCCAAGCAGCCACAGAACCACUAUAACAACAGGGGGUCGCAGGGGGGCUACGGCAUGGGCGCUGGUCCUGCAGCCGCACAAGGUUACGGCCAACAACAAGCAUACGGACAGAUGGGUGCGUACGAUCCGGCACAGUAUCAGCAGCAGAUGUAUGCACAGCAACAAGCGUAUCAGCAGUACUACGGGCAAAUGCCACAAGGUUACGGGCAACAACAGUACGGCAUGUACGGCAACACACAGCAGCAAAUGGGUCAAGGGCCGCCUGGCGCCCAAGGGCAGGGAUCCGCAGGAGUCAACCAGCCAACAGGGUAAGAGUGUUGUGUUGAGUGUGUGGAUGUGUGAGCGCGACGUGAGGUGCGAGUAGCUCUCGCUGGAUUUCAUCGCAAAUUGAUGGGUGUCGGGAGGGGAUGUGAGUGUGCCAGAUUGAACGGAUUGCGCACGGCACAGAAGUACCGUAUGGCCGGAGGAACAGUAUUAGAUUAUGUAUAGAAUAUUAAUUAAACAUCGAUGUAGCCGGGUACAUAUUGGAUUCAGAUUGCAAACAAAAAAAACAGGUCUGAAUUUUCC